Molecule: messenger RNA, 2072 nt
Organism: Trichomycterus rosablanca
Lineage: Eukaryota; Metazoa; Chordata; Actinopteri; Siluriformes; Trichomycteridae
Gene: rtca
Product: RNA 3'-terminal phosphate cyclase
Exons: 11
Coding region: 147-1241 (364 amino acids)
Biological process (GO): RNA processing
Cellular component (GO): nucleus
Molecular function (GO): RNA-3'-phosphate cyclase activity
Source: RefSeq, a predicted model, not a curated record
GCUGGUGACUGGAACUUGUAGCGGUUUACUGAGGCUGGUUAGGACUUUUGUUUUCUGCUGCGAGAAGUACCAGUUAUUACACCAUAAGUACAGUUAAAUUGUUUUGUUUCGUAAGUUUUCGUACAUUUAGCCGGUUUUCUUCAAAAAUGGCCGCAACGGCGUUUGAAAUGGACGGCAGUGUAAUGGAAGGGGGAGGACAGAUAUUAAGGGCUUCUGCGGCACUCAGCUGCAUCCAGGGCGCAUCUCUAAACAUUAAUAAAAUCCGCGCAGGACGGAGCACACCAGGAUUAAGGCCUCAGCAUCUGUCAGGCUUGGAGCUGGUGAGGGACAUGUGCGAUGGGAAUUUGGAGGGAGCCAAGGUGGGUUCCUCAGAGAUCACGCUCACUCCUGGGAAGAUUAAAUGUGGGAAUUACCUUGCUGACACACACACCGCAGGGAGUGUUAGCCUCCUGCUGCAGUCCUCACUGCCUUGUGCACUGUUUGCUGAGGGCCCGUCAGAGCUCUGCUUAAAAGGGGGAACCAAUGCAGAGAUGGCACCACAGAUCGACUACACAGUUAAGGUCUUUAAACCCAUGGCAGAGAAAUUCGGCAUGCAUUUUGUCUGUGAUGUAAGAAUGAGAGGUUACUACCCAAAGGGAGGUGGAGAAAUAGUUGUGAGGGUUAACCCUGUGAAAGAACUUAGUCCUAUCAACAUGACAGAGAGAGGAAACAUCACAAAGAUCUACGGCAGGGCCUUUGUGGCUGGAAUACUGCCUUUUAAGCUGGCAAAGGACAUGUCUUCUGCAGCAGUGCGCACCAUUCGGAAAGAGAUUAAGGACCUUUAUAUCAACAUCCAGUCUCUGCAAGAGAAGGACCAUGCCUGUGGUAAUGGCAAUGGCAUUAUAAUCAUUGCAGAAUCCUCUACUGGAUGUAUUUAUGCAGGUUCGUCUCUCGGGAAGAAAGGUGUGUAUGCAGAUAAAGUUGGCAUCGAGGCUGCUGAGAUGCUCCUGAGGAACAUCAGACAUAAUGGCUGUGUGGAUGAGUUCCUGCAAGACCAGCUGAUUAUUUUCAUGGCUUUGGCUAAGGGAACAUCCCGAAUGCGCACUGGGCCAAUCACCUGCCACACUGAGACUGCCAUCCAUGUGGCUGAGCAGCUAACCAAGGCUAAGUUUGUUAUACACAAGGCAGACGACGAGCACGCCAGCAAGGACACCCACAUUAUCGAGUGCCAGGGUAUGGGUGCCACCAACUCCAACCUGUGAGCGUUUUCCUCCGGAGUGCCGACCGAGCGACUGGAGGUCACGUAGCAGAAUCACACUACUGUAACUGACUGGAUAAUAUGAGAAGAACUUGACCUGCUCACUCUUCCACGGAACGGAUAACGGGUUCAUUAGUCUUUAAGUCGACCCGGAAUCCGUCUGCUUCGUCCACGCUUGAUCCCCUUUUGAUAGCUCAUUUUUUGAAUGACUUUUGUUACUCAGGGUUUUGCCUUACACUGUAACCGAGCAUCGUGUUUGGAGUGUUUGCAUAAAUAUAGUUGGUUAGAAUUAGUAAUCAGCCAGCUGGUUUCUCAUCAAUCCGAUUACUGCUUGCUCAUCAGUUUGUGCACAAACACAAGCCUUAAAAAAAAUCACCACAAUCGGAACACGUUUAAUGAUAAUGUGCAUGGAACUAGUAAUAUUACUGUAUGCCACCUUUUAAUAUAGUGCACUAUGUGUACAUGAAGCUAAAAGAAGAAACAAAAAGAAUGGUCGUCUGUCCCUUAUCAAUAGGUCUUGUUUGUGUAGCUGCUUUGCCUUUAACGUAAAUUAUUUAAGUUGAUGUAUUGAAUGAUUGACACCGUAUUUUGUUUGCUGUUUAAUUUAAAGCUCGCUGCUGAACUUCAGUAGCUUUGAGGUGGUGGGUUGAUUAAAGUCCCUUAAAAUGACGGUCAGUUUAAUUAGGACUUAACUGCAUUAUUUAUGAGGAUGGAUUUUUCACUGUUUGUCCCUGGAUUUAGUUUUUCUUUAUUUGCUUUCCUGUAGGUAACAAUGACCUGUUAAUUUGUGUUAAGAUAUUUUUGGAAAAAAAUCACAAUAAAAGUGGUAAUGAAA